Molecule: messenger RNA, 364 nt
Organism: Trifolium pratense (red clover)
Lineage: Eukaryota; Viridiplantae; Streptophyta; Magnoliopsida; Fabales; Fabaceae
Exons: 2
Coding region: 31-345 (104 amino acids)
Source: RefSeq, a predicted model, not a curated record
UAUGAUUUUCCAGAAUUUCAUAGUUUAGGUAUGAAAUCUGGAAACUAUCGAUCUUUUGAAAUUCCAAUGGAUCUAAAAAACACAACAUCAAAUGAAAUGGUACUAUCUGAUAAUUUUGCCCAAUUUCUCUCAAUGACUAAUCAUUCUACAGUAAAACUUUGUGGACCUUUAGAUCAAGUAAUCCUUUGCAAUUUACAAAUCAACAAGGAGGACGAUUUAACUGCUAAAUUUGUCGAUGGCUGGUCUACUUUUUGUGAAGUGAACAAGAUUGUUGCCGAAAAUCUUCUUGAGUUUAAAAGUGAUGGAAUUAUGCAAACAAAUGUACUUAUUGUCAAUCAUAUCUAAUAUAAUAAUUAGGGAUCAA